Molecule: messenger RNA, 4219 nt
Organism: Gadus macrocephalus (Pacific cod)
Lineage: Eukaryota; Metazoa; Chordata; Actinopteri; Gadiformes; Gadidae
Gene: syn3
Product: synapsin III
Exons: 2
Coding region: 3692-4219 (175 amino acids)
Biological process (GO): neurotransmitter secretion
Cellular component (GO): synaptic vesicle membrane
Source: RefSeq, a predicted model, not a curated record
CUUCUUUUUCUCGACUCUCCAGCAUCCCCAUAAUUAAUGGCCUCGGUGUGCAAAGAAAGGCGGGAUUUCCGACGCUCCUUUUACAGUAAACCACUUUGAACGUUCAAAUAACCCUCAGAGUUAAGUCUCUAUCAGUCCCAACAUUUAGAAACAGAAUCGAAAAAGUCCAAGAGUGAAUUGGGUCAGUGGGGGUGAGGGUGGGUGAGUGAGGGUCGGCGACUAUCCCCAAUGAAGAAUGUCGUGUAGACACUAAAGCGCAUGCAAUUAAGAAAUAAUCGCACUAAUUAAGAAUAACGAUAAUUUGAAUGAAAUUUAUAUCAAUGACGCGUCGGAAUGGCGGGACGUUUGAAAGAAACGGCCCGCCAAUUGGGAAGCAGGCCUCAUGAAGGCCGCGUCCCCCGGUGUUUUGCUGAGUCAUGGUGUGUCGAGUCAUGAAGACACGUACGCCCCUGGAGGACUUCGGGAAUCUGUUUUGGUUUUAGUUCUACCUUUCCCAUCUGUAGAAGGGCUUUGGGUCUCGACUCGUUCAACAUGAGGUCUAAUCUGAAAAGCCUGAGGUUUAGUAAAAAGAAAAUGUAUUGAUACAUUUUCUGUUGUACAUUAAAAUGAUACGAUAUAUACAUAGAGAAAAAUGCUUUAUGGUAACCAACAUUUGCGUAGCGAUGCGCUGCUGUUUGAUUGCCCAGUUGAAUGAUUUUUCAAAUCUAUGGAAACCACUGCUGGCCUUAACGAAGGAUUCACUCCGAAUCCUGUUCGUCCACACGUCAGGGAGAGGACUUCAUCAAGAGUGUAAAUAAAACAUUUAAAUGUCUGUACCGACUGUGGCCAGCAGAGGGCAGCAACUACACACGAAUCAACGACCAAUGUCAUAAUUGUGUUUAAUUACUUAACCCUCAUAGGGUGUUCGUUUUUUUGUUACACAGGAGGUGCUGCUGGGUCUGGUGGACCCAUUGCAUUUUAGGCCUUUUAAUUCAACAUAAUCUAACUUUUUUUUAAAAUACUCACCAAAUGGUUACUUCAACCCAAUUGCAAGUAAUAUAAACAACACCUAUGUUAAAUUUGUUCCCUUUAUCUUUGUUAAAUCACAUUUAUGAAUAGAGGUGCCACUCGUUUUGGUUUAUUUUCGUAUUAGCAUGUAAUAAAAUAAGGAAAUGCAUCAUAAAACAGGCAUAACUGGGAAAUUUAUAUACUGGUAUAUUGUGUUUUAUAUUAUUAUGUAAUAUGCAUAUUGUGUAUUUCUCUUUUACGUUUCGGAGCUGGCUGAUGCUGAUCCUCCUCUUCAAACUCAGUGUCAGACUCUGAAUUUUCAGAAAUGUUAUCCUCACUUUCUGAAACUGUUUCCUCUGCAUCACCAUCAAAACCCUCUGUCUCUUCAAAUAUCAACUGUAAGGCAGUCUGAACAGAGAAUCGCUUUGCCAUCUUGAUCAGUUGUGGUAUGGAACCACGCUGACAGAGAUGUUUUAUAGUGUCCGAUCCCCAAGCUUGGUUCCCGCAAGACAGAGGGUGAAAUGUGUGGGAAUAUGGGUGUAGAUAGUGUUGGGUGCUCCAAUAUUGCAACCUUGUGCCGGAACAGUGGGUGCUCAAACCAAGGGCCCAUUCACCUGCUUUACUCUCCACGCACACACACACACGCACGCACACACACACACACACACACACACACACACACACACACACACACACACACACACACACACACAGAGAGGAGAAAGGGAAAAUGAGGGUGCACAGAACCUAUGAUUUCCACACUUAAACUAGCUCCGGGUCCAUUGGACCCGAACACCCUGUGUGUAAUAUAAAUGUGAUGGGGGGGUAUACAGGGGGGGGUCCUUGAAAAUGUUUUCUGAUUUAUGUUCCUCACAGAAAAUGAGCCAAAGCCAAUGAAUCUUAGUUCAAAAAAAUAAUUAUUUGUAUCACUUUUAUAAAGCUAAAAACUGAAAAAGGGUCCCACAGACCCGAACACCUUAAGGGUUAAAAAAACAGGUUGGUUUGCAGGGUUAUAUACAUCAUUUAUUUGCUACAGUGUGUAUCAUCCUGAAGGAACAAUCUGUGAUAGCUUGUGUAACUCCAAAAAAAAAAAAGUAUAUAAAUUGAUUGAAAAAUCUAACCGUUUUUGAGACUGCAUUACUUCUGUGACAAAUGUAGUUUACAUAAUCAGUCAGUUAAUUUAUUUGGCCAAUGUAUUUAACACAGACUAACACAUUACACUGUGAUCUGUGAUGACCAAUGCCACCAGCGAGUUACACCGCAUCACGUCGCGAAGUUACACCGCCUCACGUCGCGAAGUAGCCAGAGAAAGAGAGGGUGAACACGGCCAACGGCGAAAGAAAAACAGCAUGUUGCUCCAGCCAUCUGGGACCAGUGUUGCCAGAUUGGGCGGGAAAUCUGGUCCAAUCUGGCAACGCUUUCAGAGAUGUGAGGUGUGGAAAAUGAUAUUAUCCGAGUGUUUAAUCAUUGCGUUAUAAUCCUAAAGUAUAGGCCUGCCUACAUGUUGCCUUCGUCUCUGCUGUUAACAUAGAACCGAUCCAAUACGAUCCAGCGUCUAACCGCUCAUUUCUAAUUCAACACCAGUGGUUGUAACUUCUAUUCCGCUGUAAGGCAGCUCUGAUCUCCAGCUGCAGAGUUUUUUUUAUAUAUAUAUAAUAUGUCCAUGGUCCAGGCCUCCCUGUGAACGGGGGCCGCCUCUUCCUCCGGAUCCCGGCCGCCCCAGCAGGUGCGUCUCAUCCCGGUCAUUAGGGGCGGGAUCGAGGCGUGGGGCUGAGGCUCAUCGAAGAGUAGAUGAUCCAUGGAUCGGAGAGGGGUCUUGGGUCUGGUGUGUGAGAUGCUUCGCCUCCCUCCCCUCCCGUUCCCGUUGUGUUAAGAGACGACCCUGCAUGGCUUUGGGAAUCCGUUUGGUCAUACUGUGGGUCUAUCUUUGGGCGGGCGGGUGAUUUAUGUUGUAGGGAUUAGGUUUCCUGCAGCUACAGCCGUUGAGCUGCAGGUUGGAAGUGAUCUUUGUUGUUUAUGUCAACAUAAUCACUACGAGGAUGAUUUUGGUAAUCAUACGUUAUCGUGGCAAUGCAGGUGGAAGCAUGUUGCAUUGAGAGAUUAUUGCUCGCUUCCAGUAUUAAUAGUAGGCUAUUGACAAAGUUAUAAUUGAUAAUUACAGUAUUUUAAUUGGCAUACUCUUGUAUAAUGAUGGCGAUUAUGCAAUGGGCUUUUGAUUCAUUCAUUCAUGUUUUUUUAUGAUCAUUAUGAAUAUUAUUUAUGCAUCCAUCAUUAAUAACAAUCAACCAUCAUUUAUUACAAUCUGGUUAUAGUAAUUCGGAAUGAAGCUGUCUGUCUAAAGCAGCCUAUAACUGCAUGCGGACAAUCAGGUGUCUCCAGGCUUGCGGUCCUGAAUGCAUAAGACUACACUUCCUGGCAUGCAUCGGGGGAACACGGAGCGAUCUGGACAGGGAGGCUGAGCGCCAGCCUAUGAGGGAUCGUGAUCAGCGUUGCCAGAUUGGGCCCGGUUUCCCGCCCAAUCUGGCAACCCUUGGUGCAGUGCAGGUUGCCAGAUUGGGCAGGAAAUCUGGCCCGAUCUGGCAACGCUUAUCGUGAUUGUGACACGAGCGCAUAAGGAGAACCACCCGACGCUGUAGGGACCCCUGAGCUCCGCGUAGAUUCCUGACCCCCCUUAGUCUCUUGGCCUGACCUCCGACCCCUAACCAUGAACUACCUUCGGCGCCGCCUGUCCGACAGCAGCUUCGUGGCCAACCUGCCCAACGGCUACAUGAUGGACCUCCAGCGGCCGGACCCCCCAGGGGGCACCCCCCCCACCUCCUCCACCCCCACCUCCUCCACCCCCUCCACCUCCACCCCCGCCUCCCCGGCCAUGGAGCGGCGCCAGCCCCCGGGCCAAGCCGCGGAGCAGCCCCCCCACACCCCUCCCCCGCCCGCCAAGGCCGCCACCCCCGCCCCGUCCGCCGCCAAGGCUCCUCCCACCACCACCACUGGCCCCGCCCCCGCCCCGGCCGUUACCGCGGCGCCGGCUCCGUCCUUUGGGGGCGGCGGAGGCGGCUUCCUCAGCUCCUUCUCCAGUGUGGUAAAGAGCGCGCAGUUGGCGCAGAACGUAGCCGCCGCCGCGCAGGCUAGGACCGCCGCUGCCGCCGCUGCUGCCGCCGCCGCGGAUGCUAAGCCCGUCGUCCGAAAGCCCAAGAUCCUGCUGGUCAUCGACGGAGCGCACACCGACUGGUGA